Molecule: messenger RNA, 1234 nt
Organism: Beta vulgaris subsp. vulgaris (sugar beet)
Lineage: Eukaryota; Viridiplantae; Streptophyta; Magnoliopsida; Caryophyllales; Amaranthaceae
Product: sex determination protein tasselseed-2
Exons: 2
Coding region: 152-1072 (306 amino acids)
Molecular function (GO): oxidoreductase activity, acting on the CH-OH group of donors, NAD or NADP as acceptor
Source: RefSeq, a predicted model, not a curated record
AAACAUACUACUACUUUCAUUUUUCUCUGCAUUCUUCACACUACUCAUCUCUAAAUUAAUCUUACCAUUUCUUUCCUAAAUCAAUACUUCUUCAACCCUUCACUUCUUCUUAUUACAUUCUAUUUAUAAUUCUCUGAUCUAUCUCUUAAAUAUGUCUGCUGCUGCUAUUAGUGCUGUGAUGUCUGACAACAACACUCUUCAAGGAGUUCAUCUCAUGGCUAAAGAUAACCCUCCUUGUAUGUCCUUCAGAAGAUUGGAAGGAAAAAUUGCAAUAGUAACAGGUGGUGCAAGAGGCAUAGGAGAAGCAACCGUAAGACUAUUUAUUAGGCACGGUGCAAAAGUUGUAAUUGCGGACGUAGAAGACACACUAGGUAACGCAUUAGCUAAUGCACUUUCUCCUUCCGCAACCUUUAUCCACUGCGACGUUAGUGUCGAAGACGACGUCUGCACGGUGGUGGAUACCGCCGUCGCAUUGCACGGCAGACUAGACAUACUCGUCAACAACGCCGGGGUGUUAGGGUCACAAACAAAGUCACGUAAGAGCAUACUAAAUUUUGAUCCUAACGAAUUUGACCAAAUAAUGUCUAUAAAUGUUAAAGGUAUGGCUUUAGGUAUUAAACAUGCUGCCCGUGUGAUGAUGCCGAAAGGUAGUGGUUGCAUCAUAUCAAUUUCUAGCGUGGCGGGCGUCAUGGGCGGCCUUGGCCCGCACGCCUACACGGCGUCGAAGCAUGCCAUCGUCGGACUAACUAAGAACACGGCUUGCGAGUUAGGGAGAUUCGGAAUUCGAGUUAAUUGUGUGUCACCCUUUGGGGUGGCUACUUCUAUGUUGAUUAAUGCUUGGAGAAGUGGUGAAGAAGAUGAUAUGGAGUUGGGGUUGCCUAAUGGUGAAGAAGUGGAGAAAAUGGAAGAGUUUGUUAGAGGGUUGGCUACUUUAAAAGGUGCUACUUUGAAACCAAAAGAUAUUGCUGAGGCUUCACUUUACUUAGCUAGUGAUGAGUCUAGGUAUGUGAGUGGUCAUAAUCUUGUUGUUGAUGGUGGAUUUACUACCUCUAAGAAUUGUGUUGGUUUGUGAUUACUUGUACUCAAUUACCACUAUUUUUUUCUUUCUUCUAACUUGUUUUGUAUAACUCAAAAAGAAUCAAAGUGUGUGAUAGAAACUAAAGAGUUUAUGUAUUCCUACUGCAUAUUUGAUUAUCUUUACUCACUAAUUAAUUAUAUACCACGCGAUUUAUUA